CGAUUCAAAAUCGCAAAACCCUAAACUUAAGAGCGCCGGAAGUUUUCCUGCUCUUGUUCGCUCUUCCGAUGGCCAAGAAGAAAAGCAAUCCCACCGCGGCGGCGGCCGUCGUAGGAGGAGACUUGGAAGGGAGGCUUGAGAGCCUCAGGGAUCUGAACCAGAUCCUCCUCAAGGAAAUGGUGGAGCGGCGGGAGCAAGUGAGAGACCUCCAAUCCUGCGUCGACCGCCUCUCUGAAGAUCGCUUCCUCUUCAUCGAUAUUGACCGAAGUUUUUCUGAUCUCGUCGUCACCUCCCGGAUAACUGAGAUCGCGGCCGAGAGGUCGGAGGCGGAGGCAGCUCUGGCCGCCGUGCAGAAGAUGCUGGAAGCUGUCACCAGCGAGAGGGAUGCAGCGAGGGGAGAUCUUCAUGCGGUGUUGUCUGAGAAGGAUUCUGCCCUAGUUGAGCUUGACCGUGUGAAGCGGGAAGCUGAGAUCCGAGAUGUGAACGCCAGGGCGGAGGCCGAGAGGCAAAGGUGUGACCUUGAGCAGACGAUGAUGCUUAUCCGAGAUCUCGAAGCUGAUAAGGUCACCAUGGAAGAAAAUGCUAGGUCGAUGAAGAAGGAUCUUAGUAUCACUUAUGAUCAGUUGCAGAUGAUUCAAGUAGAGAAGGGUGAGAUCGAGAAAGAAUUGCAGGGACUGGUAUCCGAAAGUGCCACAUACAAAAGGGAUCUCAACACAGUGUCGAAGGCAUUAGAAGAGGCUCAGGAGAAGAUUGCGAGUUGUCAAGUGGACAAUGUUGGUCUCAGAGAGCAGAUUUUGAGGAUGCAGCUUGAAUUUGAGGCGGAUAGAGCUGAUUUGAUUGCAGAGGUGGACGGAUUGAAGGGAAGGCUCCAUAACAUCGAACUAAAGAAGGAAGAGACAGUGGAAGAAAAGAUUAGUCUUGAAGCUAAAGUUGCUCAUCUACAAGGAAUUGUUUCAGAGCAACAAGCUGAAAGAGAUUUGACCUUGCAGAAGCUUGCCGAAGAAGAGGAAUUGAAGGCUCUAGUCAUAGAGGAAAGGUUGCAUCUUAAAGAGGAGAAAGAAAAAUUGCAGCUCGAGCUCAAGUCACAGAAAAAAAUGUAUGAAUUGAAGCUAGAUGAUUUGCAGGAGACAGUUAGGAAGAUCGAAGAAGCGAAGGAUGAAAUUGAUGGAUUGAGGUGUAAGCAGGCGUCAGAACUUGUCAAUCUGGAGAUGAUAACAUCUAUGCUCCAAGCUGAAAAGCAAUCAGCCAUUAAUGACCUUAAUCUCGUGGUGAUUGAAAUCCAUGGCCUGAGGCUGCAGGUGGAGGAGCUAAAGAAUGAGCUUCAUGAUGAGAAGGGAAAAAUUGAGAGCCUCAGGGUUCUGAACCAGCUCGCCCUUAAGGAAACAGUUGAAAGGCGAGAUCAAGUGAAAGACCUCCAGUCCCAAUUAGCUGAGCUUACUGCAGAGAAGGUGAAAUUGGAAUCUGUCGUUGGCAAAAGGGAUUCAGUGAUAAGGGAUCUCAAUAUUGCAGUGUCAGAGAAGGAUUCUGCCCUAUUUGAGCUUGACAAUUUGAAACAAAGGUGGAGGGAGGAUGCAAAGAGGCAAAAGUGGGAGCUUGAGCAGAAGAUGAUUCUUAUUCAAGCCUUUGAAGCCGAUAAGGCCGCAAUGGAGGAAAAAGCCAUGUCAUUGGAGAAGGAUCUCAGAAGCACUUAUGAUCAGUUGCAGAAAAUUCAAGCAGAGAAAGUUGAGAUUGAGAAAGAUAUGAAGGGAAUAGUAUCCGAGACCGCCGCUUACAAAAGAGAUCUCAACACAGUGUCAAUGGCAUUGGAAGAGGCUCAGGUGAAGAUCGCAAGUUGUCAAGCUGACAACUUUUCUCUCGCAGAGCAGAUUGCAAUGUUGCAGCUUGGAUUUGAUGCGGACAGAAUAGCUUUGAUUGCAGAGGUGGAUGUGUUGAAGGAAAGGCUACAUAACAUCAUAGGAACAAAGGAAGAGAUGGAGGAAGCAAAAGUUCGUCUUAAUGCUAAGUUUUCUGAUCUACAAGUUGAGAAGGACAUGAUAUUGUUGAAGCUCGCUGAAGAAGAGAAAUUGAAAUCUCUGUUCGUGGAGGAAAUUGAGAGAUUGAAGUUGGAGUUUGGCUACCUUCGAAAGGAGAAUGAAAAAUUGAAGCUUGAGAUAAAUUCACAGGAAAGGUUGUUUGAAGAAGAGAUUGAUGGUUUGCGAAAGACAAUUAGGAACAUCAAAGCAGCGAAGGAUAAGAUCGAUGGAUUGUGGGCUAUGCAGGAGUUGAAAGUUGUUGACCAGCAGAAGCAAAUUUCAAUACUUCAAGCUGAAAAAGAUUCAGCCAUCUGUGACCUCAAUCUCAUGAUCAAUGAAGUUGACGGCCUAAGGCUUCAGGUCGAGGGACUAAAGAAGGAGCUUUGCAACUCUGAGGCUGCACUCGAUAGACUUAAUGCCGAGAAUACGCUCAUGAAAGGGGAUGUUGAUUCAUUGGUUGCAGAAAAGUCUGCAGUCCAAGAGAUGGCAAGGGUUACUAAUGAAAACUUUGCCAAGGUAUUGUGCCUCUUAAAGGCUACUUCCGAGAAGAUCAUCGAACAAGAAAUUAUGGAACUUGAACAGGAUUCAGGUGAGGAUGUUCUGAAUGCAGCCAUAGAUGAUUUGAAGGCAAUUGAGGUGACUUUUGAGAAGAAGGCGGCGAAGAUCAACGAGAUGGAGCAAGAACUGGAGGUGCUGCAAUGUGCCAGGGCUGAGUCUGAGAAGAAAGCCGGAGUGUUGUGUUGGGUUUGUCCGGGAAUUGCUGCCGUGUUGGCUGCCAUUUCUUAUGCCUUGGGAGUCAGCAGCCGCUAAGGCAAACUCAAGAAGCGACAGGAUUUUAGCUCGAACGCAGACGAGGAUUCAAGGCGAUGAAAAUCGAACCUAGAAGCACGGAUUGGAGCCAGGGGGAGCUUCUAGGGUUACUGCAGCCGUUGAGCCACC
Molecule: messenger RNA, 2951 nt
Organism: Zingiber officinale
Lineage: Eukaryota; Viridiplantae; Streptophyta; Magnoliopsida; Zingiberales; Zingiberaceae
Product: paramyosin-like
Exons: 2
Coding region: 69-2822 (917 amino acids)
Source: RefSeq, a predicted model, not a curated record